Leptosomus discolor (cuckoo roller) is the source of this 384-nucleotide messenger RNA. The record is from RefSeq and is a predicted model, not a curated record. NCBI's taxonomy places the organism in Eukaryota, Metazoa, Chordata, Aves, Leptosomiformes, Leptosomidae.
GGGACCCCAAGGUGCCGGUGCUGUACGAAGUGGACCGGACCCGUACAGGGAAGAGCUUCUCUGUUCGUUCUGUAAAGGCCAUCCAGCAUGGAAAGCCGAUCUUCACCUGCCAGGCCUCCUUCCAGCUGUCCCAGGGGAGCCCAGUGCAGCACCAGUUCACCAUGCCUGCCGUGCCACCCCCUGAGGAGCUGCUGACACAAGAGGAGCUCAUCCAGAAGUUCCUGCAGAACCCUAACUUGGCGGAGAGGUACAGAAAGCACCUCAACAAGAUCCAAGCUGAAGAUGUGCCGAUUGAUAUCAAGCCCGUGAACCCGCCAGACGUCUUCUGCUCGGAGCCGCAGGAGCCAAAGCAGCUCUUCUGGGUGCGAGCACGAGGCUACAUAG